Messenger RNA from Neomonachus schauinslandi (Hawaiian monk seal), 739 nucleotides. RefSeq names its product transmembrane protein 18 (gene TMEM18). Gene Ontology annotation, cellular component: nuclear membrane. The transcript has 5 exons. NCBI's taxonomy places the organism in Eukaryota, Metazoa, Chordata, Mammalia, Carnivora, Phocidae. The record is from RefSeq and is a predicted model, not a curated record. The coding region runs from base 191 to 580 and encodes 129 amino acids.
GGCCUUUCCAGGGACGAUGCCGUCCGCCUUCUCAGUCAGCUCUUUCCCUGUCAGCAUUCCUGCCGUGAUCACGCACCUGUUUCUGUGAGGCCUUGGGGAAGGGCUCUGGAUGCUCAGGAGUGAGGGACCACUGCCCUCCCUGACCCAGGAGUCGUGAAGCCUGGCCCCCGUUUGAGUUGACGACCAUGAGAUGAUGAGUUUCAAGCGGUGUGUCUUACAGCAGGCAGACUGGACCGAGCCCUGGCUCAUAGGGCUGGCUGUCUUCCACAUACUGUGCCUGCUGCUCACAUGUCUGUCAUCCCAGAGGUACGAAGUACAGGUUGGACAUUUCCUGUGCUUAGUAAUUUUAGUGUAUUGUGCUGAAUAUAUCAACGAAGUAGCAGCAAUGAACUGGAGGUUAUUUUCAAAAUACCAGUAUUUCGAUUCACGGGGGAUGUUCAUUUCCAUAGUGUUUUCGGCACCACUGCUGCUCAACGCCAUGAUCAUUGUGAUUAUGUGGGUCCGAAAGACUUUGGAUGUGAUGGCUGACCUGAAAACCCUACAGGAGAAGAGAAGAGAAAGGAAAAGAAAAGAAGAGUGAUGCCGGAACGGUUGUGGUGGUUUUCUUGGCGGAAUUCGGUUUUCCUUCGCGUCGUCGUUUGUGGGCUUCCUUAUUAGCGCCCACUCAUGUCUGUACGGAGCAUUCGCGCCAUCGAGCACACCUUACAAUUGCUCUUCAAAAUAAAUGCUACCAUCCGUG